CGUGUCGCGCGGGUGGCGCAGCCGAGGGCCCGCCCCGCCUCCGAGAGCUGCUGCUGAACGCGAGCGGCCCCGGGGUGGUGCCCGUGCCUGCUCCCGCCCGGCCCCUGAGCAGUUGCUGCGGGGCGGGGGUGGGCUAGACGCUGGCCUCAGGGACACCCAGUGGAAAUAACUGCCCUCAGUGCUGACCUCUGGUUUCUUAACAAGGAGAAUGGGUAAAAAAAUAAAGAAGGAAGUGGAGCCUCCUCCCAAGGAUGUGUUUGAUCCUUUAUUGAUUGAAAGCAAAAAAGCAGCAACAGUGGUGCUAAUGCUUAAUUCUCCAGAAGAGGAAGUUUUGGCUAAAGCAUGUGAUGCUAUAUAUAAAUUUGCAUCAAAAGGUGAUGAAAACAAAGUGACACUCCUGAGUCUUGGAGCAGUGGAACCUUUAUUUAAACUAAUCUCCCAUGAAGAUCCAAUUGUUCGCAAAAACGCUACCAUGGUAUUUGGUAUCAUGGCUUCGAAUAGUGAUGUCAAGAAAUUAUUAAGAGAGCUAGAUGUCACAAAUUCACUCAUAGCUCGGUUGGUGCCAGAAGAAGAUGUUAUCAUCCAUGAAUUUGCUAGUCUUUGUCUAGCACAUAUGGCAGUUGAAUAUACCAGUAAAGUACAAAUAUUUGAGCAAGGUGGGUUAGAACCACUUAUCAGACUGCUAAGUAGCCCUGAUCCUGACGUUAAGAAGAACUCAGCUGAAUGCAUCUAUCACUUGGUUCAGGAUUUUCAAAGUCGUGCUGCAGUUCGUGAGCUAAAUGUGAUUCCUCCUUUGCUGGAACUGCUGAAAUCUGAAUAUCCAGUUAUUCAGCUAUUAGCACUCAAAACACUGGGUGUAAUUAGCAAUGAUAAAGAAACCAGGAUAAUACUGAGAGAAAAUCAAGGAUUAGAUCAUCUUUUUAAGAUACUAGAAACUAAGGAAUUUAAUGAUCUACAUGUGGAAGCUCUUGCAGUGGUGGCAAAUUGUCUUGAAGAUGUGGACACUAUGCAACUGAUUCAGCAGACAGGGGGUCUUAAAAAGCUACUUUCAUUUGCAGAAACCUCUACCAUACCUGAUAUUCAGAAGAAUGCAGCCAAAGCAAUUUCUAAAGCGGCCUAUGAUUCUGAAAAUAGAAAAAUUUUACAUGAACAAGAAGUUGAAAAAUGCCUCAUAACCCUUUUGGGAACUGAUAAUGAUGGAGUAAAAACAGCUGUAUCCCAAGCUAUUUCUGCUAUGUGUGAGAAUCUUGCUAGCAAAGAUGCAUUUGGAAUCCAAGGGAUUCCCCAGUUAGUUCAGUUGCUAAGCAGUGACAAUGAAGAGGUAAAAGAAGCUGCAGCCAUGGCUCUGGCUAAUCUGACAACAGCCAACCCUGGCAAUGCAAGUUCUGUUGCUGAAGCUGAAGGAAUUGAGCCAUUAAUAAAUGUCCUGAGUACUAAAAGAGACGGGGCUGUUGCUAACGCUGCGAUAGUACUAACAAAUAUGGCCACACAGGAGCCAUUACGUCUCAGCAUCCAGAGUCACAGCAUUAUGAAUGCAAUUGUAGAACCACUGCAGUCUACCAACAGCCAAGUACAAAGCAAAGCAGUGCUUACUGUGGCUGCUUUUGGUUGUGAUGCUGAUGCAAGAACUGAGUUAAGAAAUGCCGGUGGACUGGAACCGCUUGUUAAGCUGCUGCAUUCUAGAAAUGAAGAAGUCAGAAGAAAUGCCUGUUGGGCUGCUGUGGUUUGUGCAAGUGAUGAACUAACAGCAGUUGAACUAUGCAGGCUAGGUGCAUUAGAUAUCCUGGAAGAAAUUAACCUGUCCAUGGGGCGCAGAAAUCACUUCAGUGAAAGAGCUUUGGACAAGCUACUUGAUAACGACCUUUCACAAAAAUACAGCCAGUUGGGGUAUUUAUCAUUCAGUAACAUCAUUACUGACAGCUUCUAUGAUUAUGGUCAGGUAAAACCUGGAGUGAAACUUUUGUCUUUGGAGGAACUGAGUACACAAGAGCUUAAUGAUCGUCGAGCUGUAAUCUUAGUUAAUAUUAAACCACCAGAAGUUGCCCUUACUGUGGAGGAAAAAUUACAAGAUCUAGUUUAUGGACGACCCAUAAAUUUGUUGCCAUCAUCAACUUUUAGAAAAAGUAGUAAAGAAAGAGCAAGUGCAGUGGUAUCUCCUGUGGACGAAAAACAAGAAUCUUCUGGACGACCUUCUUCACUCAGCAAAGGCAGCACUAGAGAGAAAGGAUCCAGGAAAGGGAAAGGAAAAAAAGAAGAAGAAAAACCAAAAGAAGAAGAAGAAUUCCAAAUUGCACCUAAAAUCCAGGAGGAAGUAACUCUUGAAAAGUUACCGUGGCUACCACCAUUUGACUUCAUUCUACUGGAUUACAUUAAUGAUGCUUCCAAAACAAUUCUACCACUAGCAACUACCAAGGAACAAGUUGUAGCACUUGCACAGUUCGUUGCAGGCAAUAUGGGUGGUCCUAUUGAAAAAGACAAAUUACAUGAAUUCAGCUGGGAACUUCAUAUAAGCGAAAUAAAAUUUGAACAGAAAUGCAAUGUCAUACCUAUCGGAAAAAUCAAGAAAGGAACCUUCUACCACAGGGCUUUACUUUUCAAGGUAAUAGCAGACAGGAUUGGGGUUGGCUGUACUUUAGUUCGUGGAGAGUACACCAGAGCUUGGAAUGAAGUUAAAUUAGUUGACGACUCCCCUCAAGGAAUAACUGGACUUCUGCUUCCUCCUCAAGUAUAUGUCGUAGAUCUAAUGUACCAGCCAGGCUGCUUGAUGAAGCAAGGAAGUGCAGAGGCAGAUCACUAUAAACUAAUUUAAUCCUAGUAUCAGAUCUCUUGAAAAGUAAAACAAUCAUUUUUAAAGAAGUUUUAUUCAUAAAUUUGUAUGAAGCAUAAAAAUUUGUGGGCUCAGCUUUCAAAUGUUGGUGCCUAAGUCCCUGUAAUAGUUAUUUAAAUGUCAAUUUGAUUUCUAAAUGGCCAUUUUCGAUUGUUUUACUUCUGGUUUGUUAUCCUGAAUGUGGAUUUAGGUAUUUCUUUUGGUCACCCAAGUCUGACAGCUUUGAAAUGUUAUUCAUUCAUUCUAUUUCAUGUUGCCUUACAGAAUAAAAUGUAGAGUUCUACACUGUAAAAAUGGUGGAUCAAUUAUACUUAACUGUGUAAUAUCAUUUCUCAUAACAAAUGUAUACGAAGUGUUUAAGAACUAGAGGGUCUAUUAUCUCUCCCUUAGGCUCCCUCAACUUCUACUGACAUUUAUAGGCAUCACAUAUACAUGAGGCAAGGAGAAUAGAAACCUAGGGAAAUAACUAAGCAUGUAUACAUCUGUUCAUAAUACUUUUUGUUAAAUUAAGCAGAGAACUAAAAAUUAUCUAAGUCAUUACAAUGCUCAGUGUUCUUUACAGGUUUUUAGAAAAAAAGCUUUGUUUAACCUGUCCCCAAACUCUGAGAAUAUUAAUGAUGCAAAGUAGAGUUCCUUAAAAAAAAUACCACAAUUCAGUCACAAAUUCCCCCCUUUUUCAGAAUGAAGUAUUUGGUGUCAAUCAUCAUUUUACUCACUGUCACAUGCCCUUUUGCCAGCCAAUUCAUUUUUUUCUCACUUAGACUACUCCAUACCAGUUUGUCCUGGCACAGAGGAGACCAACUGAUGGUUUGAUGCUUGGAAAUCUAUGCUUUCUGCUGAGGUAUGGAAAUCUCAAUUUAAAACCGUCCCUUCUCAUUUGAAGAUAAAGUGGGCCAUGGAUGGAGCACAACUGGGGCAUGUGAGCUAAGAUGUGUGUUUCUCCCUCUCUAGGUCAAUUUGAGUGGUGCCAAUAUGUGACAGUGUAUAGGCAGGCAAAAUGCUGGCCAAAAGUAUAGCCUUACAAAGUUGUAUUGAAGUUAUGUGGUGUAUGUCAGGGUGGGCACACAUAAGGCGAAAUUUGCUUUAAUACAAAGGACCUAUACAAGAUUGGAGGCAGCAGGUUAGUAGGGAUUUUGUAUUAGGGUGAAUUUCAGAAAGCUGGCAAAUAGAAAAAUGAUCUUUACAUACUAGCUAUUAGAAAUGUUGAUUUUACUAUUUGUCACAAUGCCAGAUGGAAAUAAUGAGCAUUUAGUGAGUAACAAAUAAUUAAUAACCUUGUAAAAAAUACAGCCUCUUGGGGAUUCUCUGAGAGUUGGCAGGUGGAUAGCAGAGUGCUUCAACAGGGCUGCCAGUGUGUGGAAUUUGUGAGUUUGAGGAGAUGAGAUAAAAGAGAGAUUUGUAACUAUUGUAUUCACUGCUACCAGUGAAACAAGACACUACCAUUUCCCCCAGCAGCUCCUCUGACAUAUAUUAUGUUUUUCUGAUGGGCCAUUUGGGAAUAUUUUCUCCCCAUUAAUUGUAAAUUCACUGAAUUCAUGGACAGGUGUUAGCAUUAUACUUUUGGCAACACCAUGGCUCUUGAAACAAAUUGCACAAAACAUCUGAUGGCAGAAUUGGGCUGUAGGCUGAGGAUGGUAGGAAUUGAUGAAGGAUGACACGACUUGGUACUAUCUGUAAUAAGAUAAAGAAAACCUGAAACUUCAGAAGGGCAGCGAAUGGAAAAAAAGUAUUAAUUCCUUUCCUACUAUCUACCAGUAAGGGUAUUUUUGUAAGUUAAAAUUCUGUUUUUCUGGAGCGGAACUGUAAUGUGUGACUUACUCUUUUCUUUAAAGAGUACUUGAAACAAAUGCAGUUUCAGUUGUUUCCAUGAAGAGUCAAAGCAACCAGAGAUAAAAGUCAAGCAAUUCACAAUAAAGAACAGAAAAACUCCUGUUCUAGACACAUAGCAAACGCAUAUGACAAGUAGACACUCGGAAAAACAAACAAUGGAAAAGAAACAACUUUGUACCAUGUAAUUUUUGACAACAUUUCUGUAAAAAUGUCAUGUGUUUACACUCUAGCUGGGAAUAAUUUUAUAUCUUUUCUGUCACAUUUUUAGCUUUAUAUUAGUUGAAUCCCAUUUCUUCAAAACUAUAACACACAAGGAAAAUGUGUUUGCUAAGCAAAAACUGGCAACAAAUCCACAUAUAUAAGUGUAAUAUCAGUCCAACAUCAUCAGGGUACAGAAAGCUGCAUAUAAGCAUUCAGCAUUUCAGCUUUUCCUUAGGAUUUCACUAAAUGUAACUCAGCAAGUAUUUGAAAAAUAAAUCAUUGCUUUCUAUUGAA
Molecule: messenger RNA, 5152 nt
Organism: Alligator mississippiensis (American alligator)
Lineage: Eukaryota; Metazoa; Chordata; Crocodylia; Alligatoridae
Gene: ARMC3
Product: armadillo repeat containing 3
Exons: 20
Coding region: 209-2809 (866 amino acids)
Molecular function (GO): protein binding
Source: RefSeq, a predicted model, not a curated record